AAACUAGAAAUCUCUCUCUUACCACUCCAAUAAUAAUCAUAAUAUUAUCCAUGGAUAAUAGAAAUGAUGAAGUUUGCCUAGGUCUUGGUUUGGGAUUAAAUGAAGAAUAUACUACGUCGUCGCCAGAAAAGGCUCGAAAUAAACGAGUGUUUUUUCUCGAUCUUUCGAUCCCGAUUCACGAGAAUGGAGAUUCGAGCUCGAGAUUGAAAGUAUUGGGGAAAGACGAGAAGAAGGAGAGAAGAGAUAACGGGUUUUUCGAUAGUGGCAAAGAUGAUAUGAUUGAUGAUCAUAGCAUGAAUUGUUCGAUGGAUUUUAGCAGGAAGAAAUUGAGGCUUAAUAGAGAUCAGACCACCUUGCUUGAAGACAGUUUCAGACAGCAUACUACCCUUAAUACGGUACAAAAACAGGCACUUGCAGAGAAAUUGAAUCUUAAACCUAGACAAGUUGAGGUUUGGUUUCAGAACAGAAGAGCUAGGACAAAAUUGAAGCAGACGGAGGUAGACAAGGAGUUUCUGAAGAAGAACUGCGAAAGAUUAAGCGAGGAGAAUUGGAGAUUGAAGAAAGAGCUCUUAGAAUUACGAGCAUCCCUCAAAAUUGAGAAACCCCCGCCGCCGCCACCGCCGGCGGCAGCGGCGGCGGCGCCGCUGCGGUGUUUCAAUCAUAACAAGAAUGGGGCGGCAUCACGCGAGGAAGGUAGGGGCGGCGGUGAAAAGGAGGAAGCGGCGGUUAUGGAGGAGGGUGGUCCAUGAAAACCCUAAACCUAAUGAUCAUUGAUCAGCGAAAACGGCUUGAAUAGCUCUCUAGGGUACGUUUGUAGGGUGGAGGAAAAGAAAAAUAUAUUCAUUUUACACCCCUGUACUAUACGAAAUAUAUCAUUUACCCCCUAAUGUUUUCUAUACAUCACUCGGGGGUAAAUGAUACCUCAUUUGCGUAAUAUAGGGGAGAAAAAUGAAUUUUUUAAAAGAAAAAGAAAAGGAAAUUGAAUUUAAUUGAAUAUUGAUGUGAUACACUCAUAUACAUGUACGUAUAUUUUGGUAAUGAUUAUUGACCGUAUUUAAUCAAUAUUAAAAAUAUAUAAGUUUCUAAAAUGGCGGUCUACUCUAAUAUUUCUUUCAAUUAUUACUUCUUUAUUUAAUUUUUUGUAUGACUUUGAUUGAGAAUAUCAUUAUUUUUGGGGACCAAGAAAAAAAAAUUCCGAUUCAUUAGACUCGUUAUAUGAUGACUACUUACUUUAAUAUUAAUCAUAUUAUAUUGGUAAACUACGACCACUUCUGAGGUAAUGUUAGAUUACGAAAAACUCUCUCAUGUU
Molecule: messenger RNA, 1309 nt
Organism: Erythranthe guttata (spotted monkey flower)
Lineage: Eukaryota; Viridiplantae; Streptophyta; Magnoliopsida; Lamiales; Phrymaceae
Product: homeobox-leucine zipper protein HAT4
Biological process (GO): regulation of DNA-templated transcription
Molecular function (GO): sequence-specific DNA binding; DNA-binding transcription factor activity, RNA polymerase II-specific
Source: RefSeq, a predicted model, not a curated record